CAGCUGAGUUGUCCUCUUUCCUUUCGAGUGUCCUCUUUCAACAUGGCUCUUCCAUCGUACACGUCGUUCCUGUUUGCGACCACGUUAACCGUGCUGACUUUCGCUGGAAUGCAAAUGUUCAAGACAAACUUGGCAUCCAGUGAAUGGAUGACUAUUCUUGGGGGAUUCAUAGGAUCGCAACUUUUCGUUUUCCUUCUAACUGCAGUAGGAAAUUUAGAGACCUCUAUGUUUGGACGAAAUUUCCAAACAAAAUUGUUUCCAGAAGUAAUUCUUUGUCUGGUAGUUGCAAUGUUUGCCUCAGGUCUAGUCCACAGAGUUUGUGUAACAACCUGUUUCCUGUUUUCUAUGGUAGCCAUUUACUACAUCAACAGGAUCGCUGCCAGCACACACACUCCAACAACAAACUCAGCCCCACAGGCACAGCUGAAGACCAAGAAGAAUCGCUAAUCUCCUAUCACUGCUAAACAACAACAAUUAUUAUUAAUAGUAGCAAAGCAUAGAGCAAGACACAAUAAAGUUCAGUUUUGUUUUUCUGAA
Molecule: messenger RNA, 537 nt
Organism: Orbicella faveolata
Lineage: Eukaryota; Metazoa; Cnidaria; Anthozoa; Scleractinia; Merulinidae
Product: dolichyl-diphosphooligosaccharide--protein glycosyltransferase subunit KCP2-like
Biological process (GO): protein N-linked glycosylation
Source: RefSeq, a predicted model, not a curated record